AUGUCGAUCAACAAAGAGGAUUACUAUGCAGACACAGAUGCUCCGAUUGCAAGAAUUGAGGCAUCGAAAUAUUUUGGUGACCUUACACCUAAAGAGCAGAGAUAUGCACACUACUUUUCAAAAGCGGGCCACUGGGGAACCAGGGUUGUUAUGAGAUCGGUUUCUCCGGAAUCAGAGGAUAUAUACGACUUGAUUCUUACAAUUCAUAAAGCAGUCAAGGGUGAUUAUUCCGAAUUGAAGAAAAACUUGGGUGAGAGGCCCGUCCAGCAGUGGUUGGAGUAUGCGUCGGAAUUCCUUGCCAAUUUGGGCAACUACAAGUCUUUUGGUGACGUGAAGUUCAUUCCAAGAAUUCCGUUGACUGACUUGAAGACUCUAGUUCAAAGCACGAACAGUGAGGCUGCACUUCAGCUCUUUGAGUCGGCAAGAAUCGCAAUCUACUCAUUGGAUGGAAACACGGCACUUAUGGGCUCACCUGAGAAAGGCCAAGUUUCAGGAUACUAUCUCAACCUUGUUACUAAGGCUGAGGGUGAGGCUGUGGAUGCUGCUCUUGCCUCAAAGGGCAUUAUGCCCGAGAAUAUUCGAGUCGAGAAGGCUACAAGUGGCAAUAAGUUCAUCGUUCAUGUUGCCAGUGCAUUUACAUCCAAUGCAACCGGUUACUAUCCAGAGAAAAUCGAGUUUAGCAUCGAGGGAAAGCCAGCAAGCUUGACAUUCCAAUUUGGAGACCACUCCAAGGAAUUUUCGCACAUUGCAGAGUCACUGCAAAAAGCCAAGCAGAAUGCAGCAAACGAGACUGAGGUUAAGAUGCUUGAAAACUACAUUGCAGCUUUUGCAACCGGAUCAAUGAAUUGCCACUACAACUCGCAGGUGUACUGGGUUAAGGACAUCGGACCAUCAGUUGAAACCAAUAUUGGCUUUAUUGAGACUUACCGGGACUAUCUCGGCACAAAGGGUGAGUGGGAAUGCCUUGUUGCCAUGGUCAACAAGGACAGAACCAAGAAGUUCGGUAGCUUGGUGAAGAAUGCAACCGAAUUUAUCACAGAGUUGCCCUGGGAUAAGUCGUUCGAGAAAGAUAGGUUCACACCUCCUGACUUUACUUCAUUGGAGGUGUUGACUUAUGCAGGUUCGGGCUGUCCAAUAGGCAUCAAUAUUCCAAAUUACGAUAAGAUCCGGAUCAAUGUGGGUUUCAAGAAUGUCUCGUUGGGAAAUAUCCUUAAUGCCAAGUCCAGAAAGCACCACAUCUCGUUUAUCGAGGAGGAUUUGCAGAAAGUUUACGAUGACUACUGCACCAAGGCUUUUGAGGUUCAAGUUGGAAUUCACGAGUUGCUCGGUCAUGGAACCGGCAAGUUGUUGAUGGAAAAUGGGGAUGGUACAUUCAACUUUGACCGCAACAGUCCUCCAAUUGGCUUGGAUGGAAAACCUGUAAGCACGUACUACAAACCUGGUGAGACCUGGGGAUCUGUUUUCGGAUCGGUUGCAGGUCCAUAUGAGGAAUGUAGAGCCGAGUCUGUGGCCAUGUAUCUCAUCACAAACCGCAAGUUAUUGGAAAUAUUUGGUUACAAGACCAAGGAAGAGCAGGAUAUUGUCACAUACGUGUCGUACUUAUCCAUGUGCAGAGCUGGAUUGCUUGCCUUGGAGUUUUAUGACCCUGAAAACAAGAAAUGGGGCCAGGCGCACUGCCAAGCUAGAUAUGCCAUUAUGAAGACGUUUUUGGAUGCUGGGGAAGGUCUUGUGAAGCUUGAGUACACAAAACCUGAGUACUCCGAUCUUGUCGUGAAGGUUGACAAGUCGAAGAUAGCUACGGUUGGACAGAAGGCGAUUUCCGACUUCUUGAAGAAACUUCAUGUUUACAAAUGCUCGGCCGAUGUUAAGCACGGAUCCGAGUUCUUUGAAACGUUGACCACGAUUCCGGACGAUUUGCUCAAGUUCAGAAAGGCAGUUUUGGCCCAGAAACUUCCAAGAAAGCAGCUUGUUCAGGCCAACACUUAUAUCGAUAAGGACGGGAAAGUGCAGCUCAAAGAGUAUGAGGAGAGCGAGAUUGGAAUGAUUAACUCCUUUGCCGAGAGAGAGACAUGA
This is a messenger RNA of Brettanomyces bruxellensis, 2073 nucleotides long. RefSeq lists its product as uncharacterized. The transcript has a single exon. NCBI's taxonomy places the organism in Eukaryota, Fungi, Ascomycota, Pichiomycetes, Pichiales, Pichiaceae. Gene Ontology annotation, biological process: proteolysis. Bases 1 to 2073 code for a protein of 690 amino acids. The record is from RefSeq and is a predicted model, not a curated record. Gene Ontology annotation, molecular function: metalloexopeptidase activity; dipeptidyl-peptidase activity. Gene Ontology annotation, cellular component: cytoplasm.